Thermothielavioides terrestris NRRL 8126 is the source of this 3201-nucleotide messenger RNA. RefSeq lists its product as uncharacterized. The record is from RefSeq and is a predicted model, not a curated record. NCBI's taxonomy places the organism in Eukaryota, Fungi, Ascomycota, Sordariomycetes, Sordariales, Chaetomiaceae. Bases 1 to 3201 code for a protein of 1066 amino acids. Gene Ontology annotation, molecular function: protein binding. The transcript has 5 exons.
AUGGCUGCCGCGACACCCUCUGCACUCUUUCAGCGGCUGGCCAACGCAUGGAGACUCCUUGCCCUCCGGAGCGACGUCGACGACAUCGUGCUGGAGCUCCUGGGCCGCUUCUCCCUCGAGAGGAUCUAUGCCAGCGCCAGCGACCGGGUUGCCUACCAACACCUCGUCAUCGCCCUGCUCUCCCAGCUCAAGACCAUCUUCGACAUCCAGCGCCUGACCAUCCCGUCCGAGAAUGCCCCACUGGGCCGGCACCUGGGCUUCCUCGUCAGCUGGGAGGUGGGCCUCCGCUCCGUUGAGUUCGUUCUGCAGACCAUUGCCGAGGGCCGCGAGAGCCUGUGGGAACAUCGCAAGCUGCGCGACAAGUACUUGGCCGAGUUCCUGCUCUCCGCUCUCCGCGUCCUCUCCGUCCACCCCAAGACGCCUUCGAACCAGCGCGCCAGAGACCGCCGCGAACGCUUCGCACGCAUCCACGGGGCCCUGGAGCAGGUCUUCGACAGUUAUCCCGGGCCCAAGUCCUUCUCGCUCGAGGUGUGCAAGGAGGUGGCCGCCCAGCUCCACGCCGAUCCGGACGUGCUUAUGCUGCCCCCGAAGCUCAGGUCCGAGCUACCCAACCUGGCCUCUGAAUUGGUACGUGACUACCCCCUCCCCCCUUGCCUGCAACCGCCUUCCAUAGCCGAGCUUGCACCCCCCGGCGGUUUCGGCAACUGGCUGGCCCAGCUUUUGGCCCUGCGCGACGUGGCCCAGUUCGUGCUUGCCGCGUCUGUUCAGUACGCCGCCAACGGCGAGACUCGCGACGUGCGCCUUCAGGCGGCGUCCGCCAAAGCUCGCAACGCCGUGCUGACUGCCCUCGACAACCUGCGCACGCCGCCCGGUACGUCCAAGGUCGACAUGGUGGCCAUUUUCAGCACCACGUUCCGCACCAUCCUCCCGGACACUAUCGACCUCUCCAGCCGCGACGUAUCCGAACCUCCCGUGGACGAGUGUGAACUGGAUGCCCUGGACGCUCUCUGCACUAGGCUCAGGGAGCGCCAGGUUACCCAUCGAGUCAGCGACAGGGAAGCGGCGCACAGCAUCUCGCAAGUGAUCGAGAAUAUCCUCGCCCAGGACGACCCAGGCGGUCGCCAUACUCCUGCGCGGCCGGGACUUUAUGUAGUGAACUGUCCUCGGUGCCAUCUGGCUGGUGCAUCACAGCUGAGGUCUUCAGGAGCCAAGUUCCCUCCUGCCUCGGCGGACGCGUCCGAAAUUCGCCUUCCGCCAGACUCGAAAUGCGCGUAUUGCAAAGAGACUAUCACGCUUGCCCGUGAGGUUUCUGUCGCAAGGCGGACUUGGGAACUGGUGCGGCCCCUUCUACCAGAUGCGGACACGAUCAACGUGGAAAGACACCUGCCGACGCAGUUCCAGUUGGGCCCUCCAAAGCCAGAGGCCCAUGGGCUGCCCUCUCCGGGCUACAGCAGCAUACGCGUCCCCGGGAGCGAGAGACACCGUGAGCCUGAGCUCCCUGGCCCACCUCAUUCAGCGAAGGCAGGGAUGCCAAGCCCGACGUUUGGUGAGAUGCAUCCCCCUGGCUACCCGGGUCUCGUAUCUCCCCAGUCUCCAAGCAUGCAGCCGUCAUCGAUACACCCCCAGGUUGAACUCCCACGCCCGGGUGCGCCGGUUAACCAUGGGAGGAAUGUUCUGGACGAACCAGAGCACACGCUUGCUCACCCCGAUCCUACCUUUCUGUCAGACCCUCCUCCGUUCUCCCGUGAGUCGCCCGCUGUGCGCGGACAAGCGGGAGAAGACGAGGCUCCUUCAAUCCACACCCCAAGGACGGUCCCUAUACCUGCGUCCGCGGAAAAGGGGAAGUCCCGAUGGAGGUUUAUGUUCACAGGGUCAAAGAAGGCCCCGACCGGUGCGUCCGGGGAUUCCAGUUCUCUGUCCUCGUCGGCGUUGGAGGCACAGAAGCUGGAAGAAAUCUCCCUCUCUGCAUUGCUCAGCACACCAAAGACGCAUGCGCGGGGGAAGCCAUCCAAGAACAUCAACGUCUGCCUCUCCCAGAACUCGACACUCGCUCUGUUCUGGACGCAGUUGCUGAUCCACGUGUUGGACGUGAGCACGUCGCCGCCCACGAUGGUGCGAGCCAUCUUGCCAGAGAGCACAUGCAUCCUUGCGGCGGUUGGAAAGUCGCAUUUGGCUUACAUCAUUGGUACAAGAGACCACAAGCUAACGUUGCGAAUCGUGAACCUCAUGCAAACAACAACAACAGCAUCUGUGAUGGAGUACCGCAUACCGUCGCCGCUCUGGUGCAAGAGCAUGGCCAUUGACAAACAAGAGAACUACGUGGUGGUCGGGUUCGAGGACGCCACUGUCCGCUUCUUCAACGUGAGGAGCAUGGAACAACCUCGCGAGGAUCGUCUCCACGCAGCCACGCGCCAUGGGUGCAGGACGUGCCCGCCGGUGGAUACCCUGGCCUUCUCAAGUGACGGGCUUGUCCUGCUGGCCAGCAUGCGGAGCCCCAAGACCGGCUGGAUACAAACAUACUCGUGGCGAUUCCCAUUCCACACGUUCCAAGAGCUCACCGCUUGUCGGUACCAGGUCCCGCUCCACGAGUCCGAGGACAACGGCGUCUCGGCCGCGAUAUUUCGGCCCGGCACCCACGGCGAAGAGGACCUAGUCUGCAUAACGACAUGGACGCAGUCAGGCACGCCGGUGUUGAUCCAGCCGCACGACGGCCACAGGGCCGAGAUCCGAACGGAGCUGUCUGGCCGGCACAGCAAGCUAGGAAACCGCGUGCAAUGCGCCGCCUUCUCGCCUUCGGGGAGAGAACUAGUCCUCGUCAACGACAAGGGCCAUGUCUUCCAGGUAUCCAAUCUGAACUCCAGUCCGAUGGAUGUCCGCCGCAUCGCGAAUACCAAGGAGCUCACGGCGAAGUCCGAUUCGUUCGCGAUGUCGUUCAUGACGUGGUCUGACGAAGAACACGUCGUGCUUGCCUGGGCCGAUUCGUCCAGGGCAGUGGGCUGGGUCAGGAAGAUUCCCAUGAUGUCCAGGAAUCACUUUGCUAGUGUGGACACACCAGGACUGAUCUAUGAAACCUCGUCCUUGGGUGGAACACGAGAGCUGCUCGACCAGCCAAGACCGCCAAUUGAGCUUGCUGCGACCGAGAGGACACUCACAGUUGGAGAUGGCUAUGAAGCCUCGAAGAAGUUAUUGGGAGAGCUAUAG